AUGACGAUAGGCAAUUCCCCAAUGCAGGGAUCUCCUCCUUCUGUGUCUAGUGUUCAGGCCCAGGCCGAUAACUGCAAGAUUACUCGUACUCAACCUGACGAUAGCAAAGCCCCUUGCAAUGGAGACAAUGCCAGUGAAAUAAUAAACGGACUCCAAGAGCAGAUCGUUGAGCUAGAGAAGCUGGUGAAAAGACAGAAAAGAACCAUCACAAAUCAGAGCAGAGCGAUCUCUGAUCCCAGAGUUCAUCGCCCCAUGAUGUAUCCUUUGACACCUCAGCACCCGGGACCAAGCAUGGUGGCUACUCCCUACCAGACUCCCCAUUCGGGGUUCUCCCAAUCCGAAUACUCCUUGUGUGGACAGUCUGAGAUUUCGCAGUCUUCGAGCAUCUACGAUCACCCUCCUCCGCCAUUUGGCCCUCUCGUCAACAACUCAAGGUCGGCCCGUCUCGGUGCUGCACAUCGGGACGCUCCUGCCACAUCGGACCCGUUUGGACCGUCGGCUCAAGCUAUGCUCAAUGCUCCUUCCGUUACGGACCCUCGUGAAAUGUGCAAGUGCCCACAUAUGUGUGAAUUCUUUGAUGCCGACGUUGCCAUUUCAGAGCUUUCGACACGAUUCCGUGAUUUGUGGCACCAUGUUGAAAACUGGGCUUAUACCCAUGCGAACAUCCCAUUGAUUCGAAAGGACAGCAAUCUAGAGCCACAGACCAAGGAGUAUAUCAUGGCUCUGGCCGACCGAUCCCAAGCGUCUGCUCUUCUCGGAGCCACAUCCACUAGACACAGUCUUGUGGCCAAAGCAAUCAAUUUCUAUCUCGUACACGAGAUUUUCAAGGUCAACAUCGCAAGAGCCUUCGAUGCUGUUGCCUCUCAGGAAAUCAGUGAGAUUCAGCGACAACUUGCAGCCGCAGAUACCACGUUUAUUGUGCGCCAACUGGCCGUUUUGGCAAUGAUGGCUCGCACCAAGAACGUUCUGGAACUUCCAGGCUUUGGCGCCUUCUACGAGGCCAAAUGCAACAUGCACGUGGCUAAACUGUGGCAAUACGCCGGGCCUCUGUCCCACGACCCCAGCGAGACAUAUAAACAGGCGUGGCAGGAGUUGAGUAACAUUGUGGGCGAGGCGCAGCUGCUCGCUACCGAUAUGUACCUGGCACCAUUCGAGUACAAUUUCGAAUUUCCGGGAUUGAACGAGCCCUUCGAUCCGACAACCAUGAUCAACCACGAUAUUUAUAUUCGGGGCAACCCUCAGGGACUGAAAAACAACGACUUCCGCGUGAGAUUGGGCGUGACUCCGAUUACCAGAAUUCGCAACAUUUCGGUCAGUCCUGCCGACGUCAAGUUAGUGUGCUGGGCAGGCGUGUUGUUGAGGUCUGCGCCAAAGGUUGAAUAA
Aspergillus affinis is the source of this 1383-nucleotide messenger RNA. RefSeq lists its product as uncharacterized. Lineage: Eukaryota; Fungi; Ascomycota; Eurotiomycetes; Eurotiales; Aspergillaceae. The record is from RefSeq and is a predicted model, not a curated record. The coding region runs from base 1 to 1383 and encodes 460 amino acids. The transcript is spliced from 2 exons.